This is a messenger RNA of Enhydra lutris kenyoni (northern sea otter), 2346 nucleotides long. Its product is annotated as adenosine monophosphate deaminase 1. The record is from RefSeq and is a predicted model, not a curated record. Bases 1 to 2346 code for a protein of 781 amino acids. Gene Ontology annotation, cellular component: cytosol. The transcript is spliced from 16 exons. Lineage: Eukaryota; Metazoa; Chordata; Mammalia; Carnivora; Mustelidae. Gene Ontology annotation, biological process: IMP salvage; AMP metabolic process. Gene Ontology annotation, molecular function: AMP deaminase activity.
AUGAGUGUCAGGGUAUUCUACUGUCAGACAUUCAUCCCCACAGCCUGUCUCCUCGCUCCUCCUUCCUCCUGUGCUAUCCUAGAAUCCAGGACCCCGGCAACAAUGCCUCUGUUGAAACUUGCAGCUGAAGAAAAACAAAUUGAUGAUGCAUUACGUAGCUUUGCUGAAAAAGUAUUCGCCUCUGAAGUCAAAGAUGAGGGAGGCCGUCAUGAGAUUUCCCCCUUUGAUGUGGAUGAAAUCUGCCCAAUUUCUCAUCAGGAGAUGCAAAAACACAUAUUCCACCUGGAGGCCAUGGCCACCUCUAUAGAAGGCAGGAGAAAAAAACGUUUCCAUGAACGGAAGACUGUUAAUUUGUCCAUUCCCCAAUGUGAAACAUCAUCCACCAAACUGUCCCACAUCAACGAAUACAUUUCUUCAUCUCCAACAUACCAGACCGUGCCUGAUUUCCAGAGAGUGCAGAUCACCGGCGAUUAUGCCUCGGGGGUUACAGUUGAAGACUUCGAAAUGGUCUGCAAAGGUCUAUACAGGGCAUUGUGUAUACGGGAGAAGUAUAUGCAGAAGUCAUUUCAGAGGUUCCCUAAAACCCCUUCCAAGUACCUGAGGAACAUUGAGGGUGAGGCUUGGGUUGCAAAUGAGAGCUUCUACCCAGUCUUUACCCCUCCUGUGAAGAAAGGAGAAGACCCCUUCCGAACAGAUGACCUCUUGGAAAACCUUGGUUAUCACCUCAAAAUGAAGGACGGCAUAGUUUACGUCUAUCCUGAUGAGGUGGCCGCCAGCAAAGAUGAGCCCAAGCCACUUCCUUAUCUAAAUAUGGACAGCUUCUUAGAUGAUAUGAAUUUUUUACUUGCUUUAAUUGCCCAAGGACCUGUUAAAACCUAUACCCAUCGACGCCUGAAGUUCCUCUCCUCCAAGUUCCAGGUGCAUGAGAUGCUCAACGAGAUGGAUGAGUUAAAGGAGCUGAAGAACAACGCCCACCGAGAUUUUUAUAAUUGCAGGAAGGUGGACACCCACAUCCAUGCGGCUGCUUGCAUGAAUCAGAAACAUCUGCUCCGCUUUAUUAAGAAAUCUUACCAGACUGAUGCUGACAGAGUGGUCCAUAGCACCAAGGAGAAAAAUCUGACCCUAAAGGAACUUUUUGCCAAAUUAAAAAUGCAUCCCUAUGACCUGACUGUUGAUUCUCUGGAUGUUCAUGCUGGACGCCAGACCUUCCAGCGUUUUGAUAAGUUCAAUGACAAAUACAAUCCUGUAGGAGCAAGUGAGCUACGAGACCUCUACCUAAAGACAGACAAUUAUAUUGAUGGAGAAUAUUUUGCUACUAUCAUCAAGGAGGUAGGCACGGACCUGGUGGAGGCGAAGUACCAGCACGCAGAGCCUCGCCUGUCAAUCUAUGGCCGCAGCCUUGAUGAGUGGAGCAAACUGUCCAGCUGGUUCGUCCGUAACCGCAUCUACUGCCCCAACAUGACGUGGAUGAUCCAGGUCCCCAGGAUCUAUGAUGUGUUUCGAUCUAAGAAUUUCCUUCCACACUUCGGAAAGAUGCUGGAGAAUGUUUUCAUGCCAGUGUUUGAGGCCACCAUCAACCCCCAGGCUCACCCUGACCUCAGUGUCUUCCUCAAGCAUAUUACUGGCUUCGACAGUGUGGACGAUGAGUCCAAACACAGUGGCCACAUGUUCUCUUCCAAGAGCCCCAAGCCCCAGGAGUGGACAAUGGAAAAGAAUCCCUCUUACACCUACUAUGCCUACUACAUGUAUGCGAACAUCGCGGUGCUCAACAGCCUGAGAAAGGAACGAGGCAUGAAUACGUUCCUGUUCCGACCUCACUGCGGGGAAGCGGGGGCUCUCACCCAUCUCAUGACAGCAUUCAUGACAGCAGAUAAUAUCUCCCAUGGCCUGAAUUUAAAAAAGAGUCCUGUGUUACAGUACUUGUUUUUCUUAGCCCAGAUUCCCAUCGCUAUGUCGCCAUUAAGUAACAACAGCUUAUUUCUAGAAUAUGCCAAAAAUCCUUUUUUAGAUUUCCUUCAGAAGGGACUAAUGAUCUCGCUGUCGACAGAUGACCCAAUGCAAUUCCACUUCACCAAGGAGCCCCUAAUGGAAGAAUAUGCCAUUGCUGCACAAGUGUUCAAGCUGAGUACCUGUGAUAUGUGUGAAGUGGCAAGAAACAGUGUUCUGCAAUGUGGAAUUUCUCAUGAGGAGAAAGCAAGGUUUCUGGGCAACAAUUACCUUGAGGACGGCCCUAUUGGAAAUGACAUCCAGAGGACAAAUGUUGCCCAAAUCCGCAUGGCCUAUCGCUAUGAAACCUGGUGUUAUGAACUCAAUUUAAUUGCUGAGGGCCUUAAAUCAGGAGACUAA